AUGAUGCAAUCUGCUAUGGAGUCACCGGCCAACGUGUUCAUUCAUCUCUCAAGCUUACUGGAGAUAGCAUAUGGACCGAUACUCAGAUGUGUCCAGCUCAAAGACGGCGCGGACCCCUGCUCCAACAAAAUUGCAGGAGCCAACCUUGAAUCUGUGAAAGGAUAUUUUAGGCAAUUAUUUGCCAUCCUUAACGAACCUGACCGCAAGUUUCAUGACAAAGAUGGUGUAUUCGAUGAGGUCCUCACGGAAUUGAUCGACAGAUGCCUUUGCCGACGUCGGCACCGCCAAAAUUCCGACGACGCAAAGAGCCAGUGGUUAAAGGAGCUGUACAACGAUGAAAAGAGACACCAACUGCGUUGCAAGAUGCAGCCCUAUCUUUUCGAGUCCUUGGAGGAAGACUCAAUCAAUUCUACUCCACCGCCAGCAACAGAGUUCGAACUCUGCAAUUCCAAGCAAGCACCUAUUGACAAAUACGAUGUGCAGCUUAAUGUGACUCGUGAAUUGCUCAAGCCCCUCACAGAACACGACAAAAAAGAUGGGUUCAUCUAUCUCAUCUCUCACCCCCGAGAACCAAAAAUGUUCAAAGUCGGACACACCAUAGACCUCGAGGCGCGUUUUAGCAACCACAAACGGUGCUAUGAAGAGUUUUGCGUAUUGAAGAAAGAAUACAUAUCCUAUGCCCAUCGCAUUGAGCAACUUAUCAUCGCCGAAUUCUCCCUGAAGCAUUACAAACUCAAAGAAAAAUGCAAACGAUGCGAUAGGAGUCAUAAGGAAUGGCUCCAAGUCAAACAAGAAAAGCUGGUAAAAAGUUUCAACAAAUGGGUGAAAUUCACCAAAGCCGAGAAGAGACCCUACGACGAGAAUGGUCGUUUCAAGUCCAGGACCGUUGCGUUACCAUCUCCUGCUAUGGAUUUCAAGCCCCCAACGCCGACUCCAAAAAAGAGUACACCUCGACGAUCAGAUGUGGCCCCAUCACAGGAAGCGUCACCUUCUAAGCCUGACCCUUCCAAGUCUGAUAUAAGGAUUAUCCAAGAACUUUCCGAAGAGAACUCCGAGAGCGCUCCCCGUCCUAGCUAUAGCGAGGCGGACCACUCAAGCCCCGUCUCAAAUCUUUCUGCUCGUCUUGCUGCUGCUUGUGUGGGGUAA
Messenger RNA from Penicillium hordei, 1146 nucleotides. RefSeq names its product GIY-YIG nuclease family protein. The record is from RefSeq and is a predicted model, not a curated record. The transcript has a single exon. NCBI's taxonomy places the organism in Eukaryota, Fungi, Ascomycota, Eurotiomycetes, Eurotiales, Aspergillaceae. The coding region runs from base 1 to 1146 and encodes 381 amino acids.